CGCUGCCUUGUUUUUUGUUUUUUUUCCCCUUCGCAGUUCGAUUUCCUGAAUCACUCCAAACAGCCAGCUUCACUUAAAACCAGUGUUGGUAUGAAAUUGCAGUUUAACGCGUGACGUGGUUAUCUUCUACUAAAAGAUUGAUAUCAGGUUGUCUGCAGGAGCCAUGGCCAGCAAAUUUGAUUUUCCUCUUCAUGGAGCCUCUCUUAAUGUUGUGAAACAAUGUGGGCCUGAUCUGAUAGAUGUCCUUGAAAGCAGAUUUGGAUGUACAGUCAAAAUCCAUGGUGUGGAGUUUGAAAGAGACCCAAGCUCUGGACAAUCCAGAAGGCCAACAGUUGUCCCAGAAGAAAGGUUAUGUGUUCCACUCAAAGGUGUGAAGGUGUCUGUGUGGAAAGCCGAUCUCACCAGUUUCAGUGUAGAUGCUGUUGUCAAUGCUGCUAACUCCAGGCUACAACAUAUCGGUGGCCUUGCAGCAGCACUAUCCGACACUGGUGGCCCAGAGAUCCAGAGAGAAAGCGAUGAAUUCAUCAGACAGAAUGGUUUUGUGAAAACAGGAGACGCAGUUGUCACUAAUGCUGGGAAGCUACCAUGCAAGAAGCUAAUUCAUGCUGUGGGCCCACAGAUACCACAGAAUGCAACUUCAGCCGAAGUUUCCCAGGCUAAACUACAGUUGGCAGCGGCAGUUAAGCGCAUCCUGUCCUUGGCAGGCAAAUACAAGCUGCAUUCUGUCGCCAUUCCUGCUUUGAGCUCUGGCAUCUUCAACUUCCCCCUGCCGCUAUGUGCAGAAACCAUAGUGACAACCCUGAGAGACUACUCACCACAUCUUCCCUGUGACAUCCACCUGGUGAACCAUGAUGAGCCCUCUGUGUUAGAAAUGGAAAAAGCCUGUCAUAGGAUAUUACCCGGCCCACCCCCGUCAUACAGCCAGGUAACACGGGGUCGAGGGAGAGGUGCUGCCAGUGCCUCAGAAAUCACCGUCCAGGUUGGGAAUGUCACUCUGACACUGAAAAAGGGUAACAUUGAGGAACAGCGGGCAGAUGUCAUCGUGAACACCGCAUCACCAGACCUCAAUUUGUCAGCUGGUGAAAUUUCCAGGGCUUUGCUCAAGAAGGCUGGCCCAAAUAUACAAAGUGAAAUAUCUAAAUAUAAAAAUACUUAUCUCUCUGGACAUGUCAUCACCACCGGCUCUUAUAAUCUACCCUGUAAACAAGUUUAUCACACUGUAUGCACUGGAGAGAAAGAACAACGGCAACAGAUCCUUCACAACGCAGUAGCGGAAUGCUUAAGACUGGUGACCAAAAAUGCCCUCGGAUCAAUCGCCUUUCCAGCCAUCGGCACUGGCAACCUUCGUUUCGGAAAAGAGGAGGCUGCCAGAGUCAUGAUAUACGCAGUGGAAGAUUUCACCCUCAACUCCAGAGAGAGGAUGGACGUUUACUUUGUCAUCCAUCCAAGUGCCACUGAUACUUUCAAGGCUUUUGAAGCUGCAGUGAAAUCUCUCCAGGACAGGCCAUCUCCUCGCAGCCCUUUACACGGAUUUGAGCACAGUAAUGACUCUCAUGGCAGCAGAGGUCCCACUCCACUGAUCAGUGUGAGCAGCACUUUGACUGAAGAAGCACGUGAGGCCAAACAUUGGCUCAAUGAUGUCUUCAGUUUGUCCGGCACCUUCAUUGCUAGCAACAAUUUCAUCCAGUACUUUGGUGAGCAGGAAUUCCGGCAGCUGUCCCGUAAGCUCAAGAGGGGUGUUAGCAUUGAGGAGUUCUUGGAGAAAGAAAGUGCAGGUGUAAAAAUACAGGGGAUGUCAGUUGAGGAUGUGGCAGUUGUCAGGGUGCAAGUGGAGGCCAUGCUCUGCAGAAUCCAGAAGGACUUUGUUGAAGAAGAAAAGAGUGCCAUGCCAAAAAUGUCAAUCACCAGUGGAAGAAAGCCAGUGGACAGAUACACUCAUGAGUUUAAAUACAGAGAAUCUGUCUUCAGGAGUUCAAAGCUGUCUGUAAUUAGGGUGGACAAAGUGGAGAAUUCUGCUCUGAAGGACCUCUUUGAGCUCAAGAAGAAACAGCUAGGCCCUCCUGGUUCUCCACGGACCAUGUAUCAACGUAUACCUGCACAGUUCUGCGAAAUGGUCAGCCAAGUUGGAAUCCACAGAGAGUACACUCCACCUGAUGAUCCACGGUAUGGAAAAGGCAUCUAUUUCACUGGCAGCGUGCAGUCGGCCAUGGACGUAUGGAGGGACAUGGUAGAGGAGUAUCUCUACUUUGUGGAGGCCCAAGUGCUGACAGGGAAGUCUACCCCUGGUAAACCAGAAUUUAUUGUGCCACCUGCUGUGGGUGAGGAUCCAGCCAUCCUGUACGACAGUCUCAGCGGAGGAUCUGAUAUCUCCGUCAUAUUCAGCGGUCACCAGGCUCUGCCCACUUACAUUAUCAUCUGUAAGAAAAUGGGCUACUGAACAGUGUUUCCUCUGUUCACACACUGGGGUGACACCAAAAGCACAAAGCAUGGGGAAAAUAACAUGAUAUUUUAGUCUAAUUCGGCUUGCUCUAAAACACACUUGGGAUAUAACUGGGAAAUAUGACACCAAAAACUAAAAUUUUCCCCAAGCACCACUUCAGCAUAGAGGAAACACUGUUGUAAAGAAACUGAAUUGAUGCAAUUACUUAUUUUUUGAUCAUUACAACUCUGUUUUUGUGUUUUAUUGGGUUUGAUUCUAUAUAAUCUUGAAGUUGAGGUCAACUGAGUCAUUAGUUUGAAUUACUGUGUUUGUUUGCUUUAUUUUUCUUUUCAGCGAUUUCACGUAUUUUUCGGUGGUGGCAGGAAUUUUGCAAGGGGGGCUUUGUGAUUUGUAAAUGGAGAAAGUAUGUGACUUGAACGAUUGAGCUAACAUUUGCUUAUAGCCACAUCUUGUAUUUCAUACAGAUAAAUGCACAGCCGAGUGAUUUGUUUUAGUGGCAGCACGGUUUAUCUAAGCUGUCACAAGUGUCCUCUGACAGCAGCAGUAAAUGUGACCAGUUUUUGUAUACUGAAAUAAUAAAUCUGACUUGCUCUUGUUUAGAAAAAGAUGCAACAUCUUCCUUAGUGGGGCAGAUACUAAACUUUGGCUUAGGGGUGGGUAUACUGCAUUAGAGCUGUUUGACAAAUGUGUUACUGUCACCUACUAACAUGUUUCUGAGACACUGACACGAGCUGCUGCUGGACAACAAUUGUCUAACUUGUUUAACAAAAAUGAAGAAUGUAAGGACAGUGAGUUGAUGCUGACAGUGUACCAGAUACUGGAACCAAAAUUAAAAUGGGAUUGGUGUUGGAACA
Molecule: messenger RNA, 3294 nt
Organism: Myripristis murdjan (pinecone soldierfish)
Lineage: Eukaryota; Metazoa; Chordata; Actinopteri; Holocentriformes; Holocentridae
Gene: parp9
Product: poly(ADP-ribose) polymerase family member 9
Exons: 8
Coding region: 164-2437 (757 amino acids)
Biological process (GO): negative regulation of gene expression; positive regulation of type II interferon-mediated signaling pathway; protein poly-ADP-ribosylation
Cellular component (GO): cytoplasm; nucleus
Molecular function (GO): ubiquitin-like protein ligase binding; NAD+ poly-ADP-ribosyltransferase activity; transcription corepressor activity
Source: RefSeq, a predicted model, not a curated record